Messenger RNA from Theobroma umbraticum, 2028 nucleotides. The record is from RefSeq and is a predicted model, not a curated record. Lineage: Eukaryota; Viridiplantae; Streptophyta; Magnoliopsida; Malvales; Malvaceae.
AUGCAUAUGGGGCCAUGUGCUCGAUCAUUUGAAGUAUGCUUUAAUUGUGGCCAACCGGGACAUAUGCAAAGAGAUUACCCUUAUGAAAGAAGAUCCCAAGGAACUGGUCGUGGGUAUGUGCCACCAGUUUCAGUGGUAGCAUCUGCAGUUUCACCUCUAGUAAGCAGAAGCCGACUCAAUAAAGGCAAGGGGAUAGCUUCCACCUCCCGAUCCCGAUCUACUGAGUCAAUGUCACAGGGUACUUUCGGAGGAGGACAAGCAAAAGUAUUUGUCCUAGGCCCGCAAGAUGUGCCUACCUUUAAUGAUGUGGUGACAGGACAAAAUACACACUUGUACCGCAAGAAGCGAUUGACACUCUAUACAGCUGCAUUAAAUGGUGACUGGAGAUCUGCUGAAAGUAUCAUAAGAAGUGAUCCUACAUUUCUAAAUUCCAGCAUCACAGAUGAUUACAAAACAGCUCUCCACAUUGCAGCAGGAGCAAAACAGACAGCUUUCGUGAAGAAAUUAGUGAAUUUGAUGCAAAAUCAGGAAAGAGACUUGGAACUGCAAGACGAAAACGACAACACUGCCUUCUGUCUUGCAGUCAUAGCUGGGAGUGUGCCCGUUGCAAAGAUUUUGAUGAAGAAGGUUCCACAACUUGCAUUGAUUCGAGGUGGUCAGAAGUCGACCCCACUUCUUAUUGCGGUUAUGUUUGGACACCAUGACAUGGCCGGCCUUUUAUACCGGGGAACCGAAAGUCAUUUGGAGCAUCUAGAACUGGAGCAUCUACAGGAUAUAUUUUUCACUAGUAUUGGAACUGAUAUGUUUGAUAUAGCCAUCAAAUUGCUAACAAAAUAUCCCGACCUAGCUGUGGCUCGUAAAAGAGAUGGACAGACAGCGUUACAUAUGUUGGCUCGAAAGCCUUCAGCAUUUGCUAGCAAGAACCCUGGGAUAUUGAAGACGCUCCUUAGCUCAUGUACGGGGUCCAAAGACAUCACAGCCUUUAAACUAGUGAGAAGCCUCUGGGAAAAUGUUCUGAGCAGAGCAGACUUGGAUGUUCAACAACAAAUUGAUGUCCCCUUCAAUCUGUUGUUUGAGGCAGCAGAGUUUGGGAAUCAUGAGUUCUUAGCUGAGCUUUUACGCUUGUAUCCGGAGUUAAUCUGGGAGACGGAUUACGAGAAUCGAACAAUAUUUCACAUCGCGGUCUUGCAUCGUCAUGUGGAUAUCUUCAAUCAGAUAUAAAGCAUAGGGUCGAUUAAGGAUGUUGUGGCGGCAUACAAAAUACCAAGUGACGAGUGCGUAGUUUGGGAUAACAUGUUGCGUCUUGCUGCUAAAAUCCCAUCGCCUCAUCGACUCGACGUGGUAUCAGGGGCCGCUUUACAAAUGCAACGGGAGUUAUUGUGGUUUGAGGAGGUGAAGAGCGUGGUACAACCCUCCGAUAGAGAACAAAAAGGUUUAAAAGGAUUGACCCCUCGAAAAUUAUUCUCCAGGCAGCACCAAGGAUUAUUGGAGAGGGGCGAGAAAUGGAUGAGGGAUACAUCUCAAUCAUGUAUGAUUGUCGCAACACUUAUAACUACGGUGGUGUACUCCGCAGGCUUCAGCACACCGGGCGGCAAUGAGAAUACGAAAGGAACUCCCGUUCUGAUAAACCACACUUUAUUUCAUGUCUUCGCGGUGUCGGAAGCCGUAGCACUGUCCUUUUCUAUUACCUCAACGCUAAUGUUCUUGUACAUCCUCACUUCACGUUACGCCGAGGAAGAUUUUCUCAUAUCAUUGCCAUUAAAGUUAAUGGCUGGCCUCGCAACGCUGUUCAUCUCUAUGAUGGCCAUGAUAGUUGCUUUCAGUGCAGCCUUUUUGCUAGCUUACCGUGAUAGUUAUAAUCAUCAUAGAUUAAGGUGGGUUCCUCUUCUUGUCUCUGCAUUUGCUUUCUUGCCAGCCGCUUUAUUUGUUUGGCUACAGUCUCCCCUGUUGCUUGAUAUAUUCCAUUCUACUUGUUGUUCUCGUUCCCUCUUUCGGCCCAGAAAGUCCAUGUUUUGUUCGAAAGUGUAA